Molecule: messenger RNA, 1158 nt
Organism: Eremothecium gossypii ATCC 10895
Lineage: Eukaryota; Fungi; Ascomycota; Saccharomycetes; Saccharomycetales; Saccharomycetaceae
Gene: DFM1
Product: Dfm1p
Exons: 1
Coding region: 1-1158 (385 amino acids)
Source: RefSeq, marked provisional
AUGCCCUCAAUGACUUCCACGGUUCACAGCAACGGCGGGAUAGGCCGCUUUCUGAGUGAAAUUCCGUUGGUCACGCGCGGGUUGCUGCUGGCGCUUUUGCUUUGGUGUUUCAACGCCUUCAUGCGGUUCUCGCAGCUACAAGUGCUGGUGUUCGCGUGGAACUUUCGGCGUCACGACUACGAAUUCUGGCGCCUGUACGGCCGCUUCAUCGCUGUCAACUCCAAUUCCGCGGCGGCGCUGCUGGCGCUGUACCAGAUCUACCGCAAUUCCAGCAGCCUUGAAUUGGACUACUUCCAGGCCAACCCUGUGGACUACGCCUUCUACCUUGCCUUCUGCACCACUACAUGCGCCGCGCUGACCGCCGCGUGCCAUGCGCUGCUGGGCAUUGAGCCCGGCAGCCUGUUCCCCGCGCUCGACGGCAUGCUGCUGUACACGUGGGCGCUGCUCAACGCGAACGUGACCGUCAACUACAUCGUGUUCAACAUACGCGGUAAGUACCUGCCGCUGCUGAACUUAUUUGUGCAUAUGCUCGGUGGCGAGCCAUCGGGCGUGUUGAUCAUACUGCUUGGCUAUGCUGCGGCCUACAUCUACUGCUGCCUAGAGACGCGCACGGCCGGGCCGCUCUACGGCAAGCUCGCCGGCCUCCCGCACUACGGCUACCCGACGCUCCGCGACUCCCACUUCCGUGGCUCUGCGCUGCUUGCACCGCUCAUCGCGACCCAGUCGGGCGGCCCGCCGUCUGCCGCUGCCGCCGUGUCAGGCAACUUCAGGGGAAAGGGCCGCCGGCUUCACGACGGCAAGGCCGUCGCAGCGCCGCGCCAUGCCGCCCGCGCUGCGGGCACCGGCGCGGUCGUGCCGCUGACCUCCACCAGCGCGCUUGCCGCCGCGCUUGCAGGGCCUGGCUUGGCCGUCAUAGACUUCUACGCCGUGUGGUGCGGGCCCUGCAAGCAGCUGGCGCCCCUGCUGGACCAGUACGCCGCCAAGCACACCGCCGUGCGCUUCUACAAGAUCGACGUCGACCGCUUCCCUGGCGUCGCCGCCACCCACGAGGUGCAUGCGAUGCCCACGGUGCUCUUCUUCCGUGCGGGAAAGGAGGUCGCCCGCGUCCAGGGCGCGAACCCAUCCGCGAUCAGGGCCGCGCUACAGUCCUACUCAUAA